AUGUCGUCCGAUCAAGCUGAUGCUGCCAAGGCGGCCGAGGGCGCGUCUGAGAAGAGCUUACCUUCUCGCCCUGCUAAGCAGCCCAAGGAGAAGCAGCCCAAGGACAAGUCUGCCAAGGGUGGAAAGUCUGCUGGCCUCGAAGUUGGUGUCCCUUUCUUGACUGCGGUGUACAUGACGAUACAUCUCAGGCUCCCUGAGACCCCCGAGUUCAUCCAGCACCGACUCGAUCUCUUCGAUAAGAUCAAGGCCCGACAGGACGCCGAAAUCGCUGCCAAACCUCGUGAGGAAAUCACCAUCUCGCUUCCCAAUGGCAAAGAGGAGAAGGGAACUUCUUGGGAGACCACCCCUGGCGCUAUCGCCAAGGGCAUCUCCAAGUCCCUUUUCGAGCGCACUGUCAUCUCCAGAGUUGACGGUGAGUUGUGGGAUCUGACCCGACCGCUCGAGAAGAGCUGCAAGCUCGAGCUCCUUGAUUUCGAACACACCGAAGGCAAGAAGGUCUUCUGGCACUCUUCUGCCCAUAUUCUUGGAGAGGCCGCUGAGAAACGCUUCGGUUGUUAUCUGUGCAACGGUCCCCCUACUGAGGACCCCCCUGGAUUCUACUACGAUAUGGCCAACAUGGGAGAGCAAGUCGUCACCGAUGAUGAUAAGAAGGCACUGGAGCAGCUCUCCAACAACAUUGUCAAACAGAAGCAGCCUUUCGAGCGUCUGGAAAUGACCAAGGACGAGCUCCUUGAGAUGUUCAAGUACAGCAAGUAUAAGGAGUAUUUCAUUCAACAGCGUGUUCCCGAUGGCACCAAGAGUACUGUGUACCGAUGUGGUCCCCUGAUCGAUCUGUGCCGAGGACCUCACGUCCCCACCACUGGCAACAUCAAGGCCUUUUCCGUUCUCAGGAAUUCCGCUGCCUACUGGCUCGGUGACAGCAACAACGAGUCUGUCCAGCGUAUUGCUGGUAUCUCAUUCCCCGACAAGAAGGCUCUUGAAGAGUAUAAGCACUUCUUGGCUGAGGCCGCCAAGCGCAAUCACCGAAAGAUCGGUACUGAUCAAAAGCUCUUCUUUUUCGACGAGGCGUCUCCUGGAUCUGCUUUCUUCCUACCACACGGUGUGCGCAUUUACAAUGCUUUGAUGGAGCUCAUCAAAGGCGAGUACCAAAAACGUGAUUUCGACGAAGUUAUGUCUCCAAACAUGUACAAGGCGGAUCUGUGGAAGACAUCAGGUCACUGGGGCCACUACGAGGAGAACAUGUUCACCUUCGAGGUUGAGAAGGAGAAGUUUGGGUUGAAGCCCAUGAACUGCCCUGGACACUGCAAGAUCUUUGCUCACUCCGAUGUCACUUAUAAGGACCUCCCCUGGAGGAUGGCUGACUUUGGUGUCUUGCACCGAAACGAGUUCUCUGGGGCUCUUUCAGGCCUUACUCGAGUCCGUCGUUUCCAACAGGACGAUGCUCACAUCUUCUGUACCGUGGAUCAGAUCCGAGAGGAAAUUGAAUCUGCUUUCGACUUUUUGAGCAGUGUCUACGGUAUCUUCGGUUUCACAUUCAAGCUUAAGCUGUCCACCCGACCCGAGAAGUACGUCGGUGACAUCGCUACCUGGGACUCGGCCGAGAAGAAGCUUGAAGAGGCUCUCAACUCAUUCGCCGAGAAGACGGGUGCUAAGUGGGAGUUUAACCCCGGUGAUGGUGCUUUCUAUGGACCCAAGAUCGAUAUUGCUCUGUUCGAUGCCCUGAAGCGUGAGCACCAGUGCGGUACUAUGCAGCUCGACUUCAACCUGCCUCGACGAUUCAAGCUUCGAUAUGUCGCUAACAAGGGCGAGACCGGAGUCAGUGAUGGUAGCAACCCCGAGGAGGAUCUGCCUGCCGGAUAUGCACGACCUGUCAUGAUUCACCGAGCCGUUCUAGGCAGCUUCGAGCGAAUGUUCGGUAUUCUGACAGAGCACUUUGGCGGCAAGUGGCCAUUCUGGCUCAGCCCCCGACAGGUCUUGGUUGUGCCUGUCAUGCCUGCUGCCAACGACUACGCCAAGGAGGUCCAGAAGAUCUUCCGAGCAAAGGGGCUCUACAGUGAUGUGGACCUGAGCAGCAACACUUUCCAGAAGAAGAUCCGCACCGGUCAGCUGGAGCAGUACAACUUUAUCUUUGUUGUCGGUGCCGAGGAGGCCAGCUCACGCACCCUCAACAUCCGUAACCGAGACGACCAGGCCACCCAGGCGAAGGGUGAGCUGGUUCCUAUUGACGAAGCUCUUGAGAAGAUGGUUCAGCUCAAGUCUUCGCGAGGACUUGUGAACAAGCUGUAG
Messenger RNA from Fusarium subglutinans, 2286 nucleotides. Its product is annotated as threonyl-tRNA synthetase. Gene Ontology annotation, biological process: threonyl-tRNA aminoacylation. The record is from RefSeq and is a predicted model, not a curated record. Bases 1 to 2286 code for a protein of 761 amino acids. Gene Ontology annotation, cellular component: cytoplasm. The transcript is spliced from 7 exons. Gene Ontology annotation, molecular function: ATP binding; threonine-tRNA ligase activity. Lineage: Eukaryota; Fungi; Ascomycota; Sordariomycetes; Hypocreales; Nectriaceae.